This is a messenger RNA of Acanthosepion pharaonis, 945 nucleotides long. NCBI's taxonomy places the organism in Eukaryota, Metazoa, Mollusca, Cephalopoda, Sepiida, Sepiidae. The record is from the annotation of a GenBank genome assembly.
AUGGACAAUGAUAAACUAUCAUCAAUCAUUAAAGAAACGGAAGCCAAUUUAAUGCGGCUGAAGCAACAAUACAGAAGUCGGGAACCUCAGAUCAGUACUUAUAAACACACUGGAGCUCGGAACUUGCCACCUCCAAUUGAAAUGGAUACUCCAGCAAACAGGAGUUCAUCUUUAUUUUUGGGGUUUCUCAACCAAAUAAAAGGACAACUUGAUGAGCAAUCACAGACUCUCCACAAAAUCAAUUCCACAGUCCAGAAACUUGAAGCCGAAAACGCUCUUUAUAAACAAGAAUUGAUGACCGCCCACACCAAUAUCCACCAGUUAUCAUCUCUUUUGGAUAACGAACGACGAAAAUCCCAUUUGUCUUUGGAGAGACACUUCAUCCAAAUGCAAGAAAUGCUGAGAUUGUCACAAAAUGCAACAUAUUUGCGUCCUCAAAAUGAUGUUUAUGAAGACGCUCUCAAGUUUUAUCAAAAAGUUAAGAAGCGUCCAACCACAGUUGCUUCAACAGAUUUUCAAAAUCCAUUGAACUCCUCUUCAAAUCUCCAACAGAUGUCAACAAAAUGUAAGUCGGCACCUUGUCCACAGCCGUUUGUGCCCGAGCCACAAGUCAUGUCUUCCCUCAACUCCAUCCAGAAAAUGCUACAUCUUAGACAGUCACGCAAGAAAAUUCAUAACAAAACCUCUAGAACUGAUGCCAGCCAUUCAAAAAUGUCCAACACUUCAUCUGACCAAGACCUUGAUUCUUCUUCAAACCAAACCAUAACUAUUUCUUCCACUCAGAAUCUCACAUUGCAGAGUGAUGAAGAUCUUCAUUCUGAUGAUUCCAAUUUUGAUUUGCUUGACUCUCGCAGCUUUGGAAAGUCCGAAGAUGGCUUGGAAAGUAGCUCAUCCGAAGAUUUGAUGUCUGAAUGUGAAUCAUAUUGCUCAGAGAAACUGUCAUGA